Molecule: messenger RNA, 588 nt
Organism: Nymphaea colorata (pocket water lily)
Lineage: Eukaryota; Viridiplantae; Streptophyta; Magnoliopsida; Nymphaeales; Nymphaeaceae
Exons: 6
Coding region: 61-573 (170 amino acids)
Source: RefSeq, a predicted model, not a curated record
UUCAAUUGCAGUAUUUACUCUAUCUAUGGAGGAAAGAAAGCACUUAAUCAUGGCAGCAUCAUGGCUGAGGUACCUCAAACAGGAUGGGACAGUUUGUUGGUAGCUCUAGUUCCUUCAGAAACAGGGAAGCCUUCUGCCAAGACAGAGAAGGUUCAGGUUCACAAUGGGGCAUGUAUAUGGGGGAAUCCCGUCUAUGAAACUGUAAAACUAUCGCGAGAGCCGGAAACAGGGAAAUUUGAAGGGAAAAAGUAUCAAUUUAUAGUAUCAAACGGGUCAAGUAAAGAUGGAAUUCUUGGGCGAACGGCUGUUGAUUUUGCCGAGUAUGCAGAUGCCAUCGAACCUUGUUCCGCUUCCCUCUCACUUGGAGCUUCGAACUCCACAAUUCUUCAUAUCACGAUCCAGAGAUUGCAUGCUGAUGGCAACACGAGAAGUGCAGCCAAAAGAAGCGCUCACACUGAGAGCCUCCGGCAUCAAAUGAGCGAUGUUGACACGGAUGGGAGUUCCGUAACUUCAUGCAGCGCCAGUAGUGCGAGCAAAGGCUGUUUGGGAGAUAUGCAAAGAAAUAAGGAGUGAACGAGGGGAGAAAGA